This is a messenger RNA of Penicillium odoratum, 4899 nucleotides long. RefSeq names its product mitotic regulator LTE1. Lineage: Eukaryota; Fungi; Ascomycota; Eurotiomycetes; Eurotiales; Aspergillaceae. Gene Ontology annotation, cellular component: plasma membrane. Gene Ontology annotation, biological process: positive regulation of GTPase activity; Ras protein signal transduction. Gene Ontology annotation, molecular function: guanyl-nucleotide exchange factor activity. The record is from RefSeq and is a predicted model, not a curated record. The coding region runs from base 1 to 4899 and encodes 1632 amino acids. The transcript is spliced from 3 exons.
AUGGAACCUUUCCCUUCCACCCUCGACCGGCCCGCACAUUCCAAGGAUCUAUCUGGACCCUCCGUGCAAAUCAAUGAACUGCCUAAACUCGAGCGAACGCGCAGUGGUGCCUCCCCGAAGACUACCAACCUCCGUCGCGCCAACACGGUGGCACAAGGGACCCUGAUUAAGAAGAACCUGGAACGCAAGGCGAACCGCGACAGGACCGCGACGACUGGGACUACGGGGGUGGGAGGAUCGGGACUACGGGCCAAAGACAGUACUGAAUUAUUACGAGCGACGCCAUUGCAACGAUCCCAGACACACCGGGCUCAAUUAGAGGCGCGUCCGGCCGGACGCAAAGCAGGUCAUUUUACGGUUGGAAGUGUUGGACAGAAUGGCAAGAUCUUUCUCAGGCCGAUUGCGAAUCCACCGCAGAAAGAUCCCCAUAGAGUGCCCUUUUCAUCGAUUGAUCAAGUGACGACCGAUCGCCUCCAGCCGCAGUAUGCCUACCCCCGAGAUGACCCGUCUCGAUGGUCGAGCUCCCAGCUCUCCGAGCUACGUCCGCGCGAAACACGAGAGGAGGGAUCCGAGGUCCCAGAAACGCGCCCAGAAUCCGCUAAUCGGCUCCGCCAGCGUGCGAACUCGUUCUCCACCUUAUCCGAUACUCACUCCGUGUCUGGCGCGGGUAAACGUGGAGAGCUGCGCAUCGUCAUCGAUCGAUCGGAGGACCGGCCUAAGACCGCGAAUGAAAAGUCGCCUGACAUGGCGUUGGAUGUCCCCAUUCCUCAUUACCGACUCUCGGCACGGUUCAAUAAUGACGGUAGUGCGGCCCUGCAUAGUUCCGUCUACACACGGACGUCAAUGUCCGAUAAUUUUCGAAACUCCACCUUGCUAGGGGGCAUGAUUGAUCCCAUGCCUCCGCGCUAUCCGAGUCUCUAUAGCAGAGAUUCUUUCCCGCGUAACCGUGCUUCUUUUGCGGUGUCCAUGUUCUCCGGAGCGGCUGCUAUAGAUCUCAGUCGGGCUUCGCCAGCACCGAGGAACUCGAUGGUGUAUGAGUUGAAGGGACCGGUUGAGCCCUCGAUAUAUGAAAGGCUGGUAUCAGACAUGGAUGGUGAAACAGUUGUGCGGUACAUUCCCGGCACCAAGGAUAUCAGCGCGGCCACACCCGCUCGCAUUGUGGCUCAGAUCUCUUCUGAGUCGUUUAUGGACUACGAGCUGGUGUCGGACUUUUUCCUCACUUUUCGUUGCUACUUAUCUCCGAAUCACCUGCUUGCUCUGUUGCUUGCGCGCCUGCAAUGGGCUAUAAACCGUCUUCAGGAAGAUGGGCGAAUCAUUCGCAUUCGCACCUUUGCGGCUCUUCGACACUGGAUCUUGAAUUAUUUUGUUGAUGAUUUUGUGACGAAUCAUGAACUCCGGACCCACUUUUGCGAGACUAUCAACAAGCUCUAUCAGGAGGUAAAGUCUCGACGAAAUGGCGGCACAAGCGACUUGAAAAUCCUUAUCGAUUUGAAACGUUGUUGGAAUGGCAAGUGUUCAGUCUAUUGGACCGCAUCGGAUUUCGCUCGCGCUUAUAAUGACCCCGAUAGCUCGAUUCUACCGGGAAACGUGCAAAUGGAGCUUCCGAGUGAAGAAAAUGUUCAACAGACUGUUCCGCUUCCUGGCAUGGCCGUUCAGAUAGAAACAAGUUCACGGAAAAGCUUUCCCGUCUCUACUCAGCAUGAUCGAAAUGACUCGGCUGCGACGGCACACAGUAUACCCUUUUCAACAAAGAGCGACCAGAGUAUGCUGGCACUCUCCUGCUCACUGCCUCCCAGGUCUCCGCGACGGCUGUCCGGUCCUUAUUCAAGAAGCAAAGCACCGCGUCCCGUUCCAUUGCCCCUCACUAAGUCGGCUUCUCCUCACGAAGGUCAUCCUUCAUCGCCGAUGCUUUCGCGGUAUCCAUUUUCCCAUGGUCAUAAGAGAAGCGGCAGCUUUUCCGAUUCCGUGCGAGAUCCUAUGUCCGGCGUAGAGCUUGGCUCGAACGCACCACAGGAGAUAAUGGACCCGGUCAGCUUCAUUCGAGGUGUUCUGUACCCCCCUGCAGAGUCUUACAUGACGAUGAUGGCCCCGGACUCCCCUCCUUUAGCUUUGCCGUCUUCAUCUUCCAACACGGACCGCCGGAGUACACCAGAUGGGGGUUCUAAACCAGCUCAAUCAAACUCGGGGGUCAAGACCAUCAUUGGCUCAAUCAGGCGGGCUUUGCAUACUAGGAAUGGUGGUCAGAGUGUUUCUGCUCGCAUCGCAAAUGCCUCAGAGACCCGUACCAUGCCAUACCGUGGGAAAAUCUCCGCAAUGCCCCAUCACAUUGCCCUCGGAUCUGACUACUACCGCGAAAGGAAGAUAGCGACUGCCCCCAAGCCCCCUGCGCGGAUUGAUGUGCUCUGUGAACAAGCUUUGAGGCAAUAUCAAGAUGCCAUGGAUCCCAAGCAGGAUACCCAGCUGCAGCCCAAUGCGCCUGACGUACAGACCACCUGGCAAAAUUCUCCUCCUGCAACCCCGGAGGCCAAUAUUCGGACUCCAAAGGACAGCUCGAAAAUCAAAAGUGGGCUUACUACGGGUAGUGGGUCGAUCGUCAUCGUUGAUGAUACUGGAUUCGAAUUCCCUCCUUCUAUGUCUGGGGCUUUAGAACGUCUACCUAAUCGUGCUAUGGGUGAUCCCUCGCGCUUAGAUACUGGUGAUACGCUUGCGUCCACCAAAUCAUACUUGUCAACAGGCCAAAGUGAACACACCGUUCCUAUCUAUUUCAAUGGUGAAAUUUCGGAUCUUUCGCAAAAGCCGCACCCGUAUAGCAUUGCUUCAACUCGGAGGUCGUUCUCAAAUGAGCGCCAGACUGCUCCUAACAAAAGAGCCUCGCUUUCCCUCCGACUACGGAAAUAUGCAUCCUUCCAAAGCGGAAUCUCGAGGCAGCGGACAUCAAUGGGGAGCGAUACAGGCAAGUCUUUUACGGGGAAUCUUGCACAGGAGACAGAUAAGCCUGGACGUGGCCUUCGUAGAAGACCUGGUGGAAACUUGCGGCAAAUGCAAUAUGUGGAUGACAUGGAACCCGGCUCAGGUCGUGGAAGUGUCGUGUCCACUCGCUCAUAUGACGACUCGCUAGCAGAGACGACGACCACCACCUCUGAUCGCGCCUCAAGGCCUCCGACUACCUUGAUCCCGCCCAACCCGCAGCACUCCUUGAUUCAGGCUCGAUCGAACCAGAAUAUGAAACGUUCAUUUGAAGCAGCUAUCGCCCGUUUUGCGCAGAUUCCAGAUGACGAUGAUGGAGGUAUCGAGUCGACUCUGUUGAAGCUGGAGGGCAAAUGGCCUAGUUCACCACCAGCUGAUCAGGAUAUUGGAUUUGAGCGCGUCAUUCAGCCUCGGGAACAUGUGGUUGAAAAAAAUAAUGUUCCCUGGGAUGUUAUUUCCCGAAGACGGCAGACAGAUAAAUCAGGCUACUCUACCGUUGGAGGGCGACUGGCGCCACCCCGUCCGUAUUCGGAUUCUGUGGCGGAGUCCGAAGAGUCCUACAAUUCGAUUCCUCUUCUUGAACGUGGCUUGACUGAUGAGUCGAUGAAACGGCCGGCAGCAAAUCGCGGCCAGAUUAUCGAUGUGCAAGGGGCUCCUCUCAGUCUAAUCUCCAGUCGGGAUACUUCUGAAUUAGCAUCUUCGCACCCGUCAAUCCAGAUCGUCCAUGAUACGGAUAGCAUUCGCCGUAUUCCUCGAGGCUCGACCCUGCCCCAGCCUGCUUCUGACGCGGGACAAGCCACCCCUAAGCGUUUGUCAGCCAUGUCUGUUGAUAUGAUUGACUCGCAUGAGGCCAUGGAGGGCCGCUUUUCUACUGAUAAUCGUAGUCUGGCUUCGUCGACUGUCGAAAUCCCGCCUCACCCCCUGGCUCACCCCCCUUCUCCUCCGAUGACAAUUCAACAUCCAAGCUCUUUCAUCCACUGUGUCUCGCCUAUGGAGAAUGUAAUAUUUCAGGCUCAGCCACCUACACCUGAUACUUCUCCCCUGCGUCGGGGCACGGAGACAGCCGAUUCACAGAACGCAAAGCCAAGAGAAGUUCCUCAAUUCGCAACCGACGUUCUUUCCAACUCCGAGAAAGACCGUCAACUCAUCAACAAUGGCCCAGACCAUGUUCCCUUUAUCCUCGCAUGUGAGUCUCAAGUGCUAGCGCAGCAACUGACAUUGGUCGAAAUGGCUGCGCUGAGCGAGAUUGAUUGGCGAGAUUUGGUUGAGAUGAGAUGGAGCAGCAGCUCCCAAUGCAUUGCUAGCUGGGUUCAAUUCCUCACCGCCGAGGAACGCAAGGGUAUCGACCUCGUUGUCGGUCGCUUCAACCUCAUGGUGAAAUGGGUUGUCUCCGAGAUUGUCCUAACUCGCGACAUCCACGAGCGAGCUCGCACAAUCAUCAAGUUUAUUCACACGGCUGCCCAUGCGCGCCGCAUUUGUAACUAUGCGACUAUGUUGCAGAUCGCCAUUGCCUUGUCCUCGUCGGACUGUUCUCGGUUACAGAAUACGUGGCAAUUAGUUCCUUUGGAGGAUAAGCGGUUGUUCAAGGAUAUGGAGUGCUUGAUUCAACCUGUUCGCAACUUCAAUGAUCUCCGUGUUGAGAUGGAGACUGCCAACCUGCAGGAAGGCUGUAUUCCUUUCAUCGGCCUUUAUGUACAUGACCUUACUUAUAAUGCUCAAAAGCCAGCCCAGAUCCCUCGAGCCGAGGGAGGCCUGCUGGUUAACUUUGAACGAUACCGCACUGCUGCUCGUAUUGUCAAGAGCCUGCUCCGACUGAUCGACGCCAGCACCAAGUACCGCUUUCAGCCUGUCCAGGGUAUUAUCGAACGGUGUCUCUGGAUUGCUGCUCUCACUGAAGAUGAGAUUCAAUCUCGGAGCAAACAGCUCGAAUGA